This is a messenger RNA of Trifolium pratense (red clover), 2699 nucleotides long. RefSeq names its product probable LRR receptor-like serine/threonine-protein kinase RKF3. The coding region runs from base 123 to 2072 and encodes 649 amino acids. Gene Ontology annotation, biological process: protein phosphorylation. The transcript has a single exon. Gene Ontology annotation, molecular function: protein kinase activity; ATP binding. The record is from RefSeq and is a predicted model, not a curated record. NCBI's taxonomy places the organism in Eukaryota, Viridiplantae, Streptophyta, Magnoliopsida, Fabales, Fabaceae.
UCCUUUUUGUCUCUCUCUCUCUCUCUCUCUUUCCCUUCCUAAUGCUAAAAAAACUCAUCAAACCUCUAUCUCUCAGUCUCACCAACCCUUUCCAUAUCCAUUUCAACUUUUCUUCCAUCUAAAUGUCAUUUCUCUCCUAUCUCCUUCCUCUCCUUUUCCUUCUCCUCAAUUUCCCCUCCUUUUCCAUCUCCGCCACAACAGCAUGUCCUCUAAACAUAACCAUCCUCCGCCACAUCGGCGACGGAACACUCCCACCAAUCGACCCUGGAAAACAGUGCCAUUACAUCACACAAGCAAUCAAUCUAGUCCAAUCCGAUUACCUCCACCGCACCGGCCUCUUCGUUCCACCUCCCAACACCGCCGAAUCAUGCUGGACUUCAUUCCAAUCAUUCAUAAACGAAUUUCAACCUAAUUUCGAUAUUCGUCGUUCUUGCGGUUUUCAAACUUCAUGGAUCUCACAAGGUUGCAUGAACAUCACAACAAAACAACAAUUCGAAAAUCAAGUCUCUUUACCUCAACUUCAAUCUCUUCAAUUAAACUGUAACACUUCUCUUGAUAACAAUACUCCUUGUGCUCUUUGCACAUCCAAACGCUCAGAAGCACUUUCAUCUCUCACCGGAGCAACUCCCGGUACCGUCGCUGAUUGUAGAUCUUAUACCGCGAUUUACUCCGCUUCACUUUCUGUUGAGUUUGGUCCAACUAACACCGGUACUGCUAAGUGUUUGUUCGGUCUUGAUUUCACUCCGGAUUCUUCGGGUUCUAGCAGUAAGCAUAAAACUACUGUUAUUGUUCUUGUAACGGUUUUUCUAUUUUUAGGAUUGUUAUUGUUUUGUGGAAUUUGGAUUUUUCUUAAACGGAGAAAAAUUGCCAAAGAGAAAGGUAAGAAUGGUAGAACUGAGAUUGUUAUAGGUUUGAAUUCGGGUUUGGAUUCGAUGAAUCAAAGUACUACUUUGAUUAGGUUUAGUUUUGAUGAGAUUAAGAAAGCAACUAGGAAUUUUUCUAGGGAUAAUAUAAUUGGAAGUGGUGGUUAUGGAAAUGUUUAUAAAGGUUUGUUAUCUGAUGGAACAGAAGUUGCAUUGAAAAGGUUUAAGAAUUGUUCUGUUGCUGGUGAUGAAAGUUUUACUCAUGAAGUUCAAGUUAUUGCUAGUGUUAGACAUGUUAAUCUUGUUGCUUUAAGAGGUUAUUGUACUGCUACUACUAAUUUAGAAGGUCAUCAGAGGAUUAUUGUUACUGAUUUGAUGGAGAAUGGGAGUCUUUAUGAUCAUUUAUUUGGUUCGUCGAAGAAGAAAUUGAGUUGGCCGAUGCGUCAGAAGAUUGCUCUUGGUACGGCUAGGGGUUUAGCUUAUUUGCAUUAUGGUGCUCAACCGUCGAUCAUUCAUAGGGAUAUUAAAGCGAGUAAUAUACUCUUGGAUGAGAAGUUUGAGGCUAAGGUAGCGGAUUUUGGAUUGGCGAAGUUUAAUCCGGAGGGAAUGACUCAUAUGAGUACUAGGGUAGCUGGAACUAUGGGGUAUGUUGCUCCUGAGUAUGCUUUGUAUGGACAGUUGACAGAGAGGAGUGAUGUGUUUAGUUUCGGUGUUUUGCUUCUCGAGCUUUUGAGCGGAAGAAAGGCGCUUGAAACGAAUGAGGAUGGUCAACCCUCUGCUUUUAGUGACUUGGCUUGGUCAUUGGUUAGAAAUAAUAGGGCUUUGGAUGUUGUUGAAGAUGGUAUGCCAGAACCUGGUACACCAGAAAUUCUCGAGAAAUAUGUGUUGGUUGCUGUUUUAUGUUCUCAUCCACAGCUAUAUGCGAGGCCAACAAUGGAUCAGGUUGUUAAAAUGCUGGAAACAGAUGAUGAAGCAUUGCCCUCGGUAGUCGAAAGGCCAAUCCCUUUUAUUUCAGGGAGACUUGAUAUUGAGAAAUCUGCGAGCAAUAACUCGGGUCAGCUCUGCAGUCCCACUGGUUAUCAAGCAUAUACAUUGCAACAAAGUCGUCGCGCUUCUACUUGUAACGAAGAGGAAGGAAACUCAAAACGUCCUUCUAAUUUUAAGGAAGAGGAAGGAAACUCGGAACGCGGGUCUGUAAGCAAAGAUUGAGAUUGAGGAAAUAUUUAGAUUGUAUUCCACUGGUAUGUAUGUAUCAGCUUGAUUUGUUUGUAUAUUUAGAUUUUAGAUUGUAUGUUUUCUGAAGUGUUUUUCUACUGUAAAGCCUUAAAAUGAUGUACAAAAUUUGGUUUUCACUAUUUUUGUAGAGCUUAUUUAAUGGCAAUAGAAGAUUAUCAAGUUUUGCUUAUAUUGAAAUCACAUCAGAUGACACUUGUUCUUGUCAAAUAUGACCAGUAACAAGGUUUGGCAUAUUAUGCCGUCUCAUCUCAUGAAUUCAAGGAUUGUUGCUGACGUCAAUUUAGGGGCGGUACUGUACUUUUUUUGUUUUGAAAAUUUAGUAUCAGGCUAAAAUAACUACUAUUAAUUUGAGAGACACCAAUCCUGCCGCAAAGCUUAGUGUUAAAAUGUCAUGUAUAUAUGCUUGGUAUAAUAUAAGCAAAACUAAUAAGUAUAAAAAUAAUAAACUUACUGUUAAAAUGUCAUGUUGUGUAACCAAAAAAAAAAUGUAAUGUUACUCUGUUUGUCCUUUAUUAUUAUAAACUUGAGAAAAGAAGAAAAAAAAAAGAGAAUGGUCUUUUUUUUUCUACUUAAGUAAGUGUAAAAAAAGAAACUAAAAUA